AUGCUGUGUCCCGGGCCAAGGCUUGGCCAGUGCAGCACGAUAGUGAUGUGGCAGCAGGAGGGCGGACCGGCAGCCAGAGGGCUGCUAGGCCCACUCAGCUUGAGCCUCACAGUGCAGCUAAAGCUCACCAACGUGCUGGCCCAGGUCAGCACCAUGCAGGGACCUGGCUACGGAUCGUGGGCUGCAGGGUCUCAGAGUAUGGCGGGUAUAGGGUCUUGGGCCCUGUGGAAUACAAACGUGGUGGUUUGUCUGUGCCUUUUCCCUUACAGUGCCAUACAGCUCGCUGCUUACCACAAAUUCAUUGUACUCUCCAUGGGUGACCUAGGCCAUAUGUCUCAGUGGAGAGACAUCAUGGCAGGAAGUCUAGCAGGAAUAGUUUCCAGCACUGUGAUGUACCCUAUCCUCAUCAAAACCUGCUUAAUUAUGCAGAACAUGCUGGAACCAUUUUUCAGGGGGAUCCUCCAUGCUUUUUGUACUGUUUAUCAACAGGAAGGACUCCUGGCCCUUUAACGAGGGGAUUCCCUUACAGUUUUAGGUGCUCUCCCUUUCUCUGCGGGCUCUCUUCUUGUUUACUCAAGCCUGGAGAAUAUUUGGAAUGUGCCCCGAGAUCACUUCCGUCUCCUGCAGAACUUGGCCAAUUUCUAUCUGGCUGCUGCAGUGAUCCAGACUCUCUCCUCUCCCUUUGAUACAGUGAAGAGGAAGAUAUAGACUCAUAACCCCUACCUUCCCCCCUGUGGAGGAGUACCUGUCCAUUUUUCAGAAGCCGUGGAGUGCUUCCUGCAGAGAGUUAAGUUCCAGAGGGUACUGGGACUCUGGAAUGGAUUGGCAGCCAACUUUCUGAUGAAGAUAAUUCUGUAUUUUGGAAUUAUGUUUGGCACCUUUGAGUUCUUCAAGAGAAUCUGUCUUUACCAAAAUGGUUAACUGUCUCCUCUGAGCUGUAAAUUUACCCCAGGGAUGGAUCAGAGUUUGAAGACCCAGGAAUUAAGGGAAUGAAAGAAGUUCUUCAAAACUAGAAAACUAAUGUCUAGGACACCAACUCUUGAAAACUGA
Molecule: messenger RNA, 1050 nt
Organism: Rhinolophus ferrumequinum (greater horseshoe bat)
Lineage: Eukaryota; Metazoa; Chordata; Mammalia; Chiroptera; Rhinolophidae
Gene: SLC25A43
Product: solute carrier family 25 member 43
Source: RefSeq, a predicted model, not a curated record